Molecule: messenger RNA, 3943 nt
Organism: Poeciliopsis prolifica (blackstripe livebearer)
Lineage: Eukaryota; Metazoa; Chordata; Actinopteri; Cyprinodontiformes; Poeciliidae
Product: gap junction delta-2 protein-like
Exons: 3
Coding region: 1398-2384 (328 amino acids)
Biological process (GO): cell communication
Cellular component (GO): connexin complex
Source: RefSeq, a predicted model, not a curated record
CUGUGCAACAUCAGGCAGAGACAGGCACAGCGGCACAGCAGCAGGCAUUCUUGCAAGCAUAAGGGAAGCAGCGAUCAGGGUAGCAAUCCAAGCACAUUUACCAGAGGAGGCGAGAAGAAGGAGGGAAGGGGAGGGAGCGACGGAGGAGGAGAGGGGAUGAGAGGGAGCAGAUCUAUGAGCGGAGAAGGUACAGAGAGGGGUAGAGAAGAGGCAGGAGGGAGGGGGGUGUUGCAUGCUCACAGAGUGUGACAGAGAUAGAGCGAGAAAGCAAGGAAGGAGGCACAGGGACAGAGAGGAGAGCACAGAGCUCCGAGAGAGGAGAUGGAGCACUGAGGCAGAGGCAGAAGGAAGGACUGAGAUCAGCACGCAAACGUGAAUAGAAGGGAGACAGGAAGGACCCAGUGGAGGUGAAAGAGGAGGACAGGGGGGAGGAGUGAUGCCAGAUGAUGGAAUCUAGAAACAGGUUGGACAGCUUUCCAUUCCUGCCCUCUGCAGCAGACAUGACUCUGGGCACUGGACUGUGCCGAAAUUAGCCAGGGGGACGACAACGGGCAGGACAGAGGGUCUUCGGAGAGCUGCCUCAGGUUCGGUCUGGCUGGAUGCAGUAAGGCAGCUGAUUUAUUACUGAGGGGCUGGGUGGCAGCGUGUUUGCGUGUGCAUGCGUGCGUGUGUGUGUGUGCAGGAUUUUAUGGGUCUGUGUGGCGCUCCGAGCUGCGGGGAGCGACCAUUCCUCCAGUCAUAAAGUGACAUUCAGCAGGCAGGAGCUUUGUGUUCUGGUGGGGGUCUGCAGUCCACCGAAGGAAGUAGUAGAGAGGGAGUCGGAGCUGUCAUCGAGCAGAAACUAUGUGUGUGUGCGUUUAUGGUGAGCUUAGCCAAAGUGGAUCAGCUCUAUGUGUUGUGUGUGAGUGUUUAGGUUAGAGUAGCAAGGGUGCAGCAAAGACAAAGCUAAACAAUGCAAGGACGAGUGGCGAAUGACACCAAUGGCCGAGAGUGCAGCUGAAGUACAAGGAGUGCCCCAGGGGUAGGGGAGGACGAAGAAGAGAAAGAGAGAGAGACAGAGAGAGAACAGCUAGAGGACAGAAAGAGGAAAGUAGAACAGUGAGAGGGUGAUCAUGGCUGUUGUACAGUGAGCUAUAGCAUAUGCUGUAGCGCAGAGCAGAGUGCUGCUGCAGGGGGGAGGACAAGCAUCACUGCACUGUGGAGGAGGUAGUGGAGAGGUGGGCGGGGGGGAAGCAGUGAGUUCAGCACCCAGAAAGGGGACACACUGUAGGACAGUCCCAGAAGAAGACACCGACGCCGAGACUAGAAGCCAGGUCAGCGAGUAGAGGUCAGAAAGGAGGCCAGAGGAAAGCCGAGAGUCCUGUUUCCUGUGACACCGCUCACGCCGGUCCAUCACCAUGGGAGAAUGGACCAUCCUGGAGAGGCUGCUGGAGGCAGCUGUCCAGCAGCACUCCACCAUGAUUGGAAGGUGGCCAGACAAAGGAGACCAAAGGGAUGUCCGUGUUGCUCUGUUUCUGCUGGAUAUGAUCCUGCUGACGGUGGUGGUGAUCUUCCGUAUCCUCAUAGUCGGGAUAGUGGGCGAGAAGGUUUAUGAGGACGAGCAAAUCAUGUUCAUCUGCAACACCAUGCAGCCCGGCUGCAACCAGGCGUGCUACGACAAGGCGUUCCCCAUCUCGCACAUCCGCUACUGGGUCUUCCAGAUCAUCCUGGUGUGCACGCCCAGCCUGUGCUUCAUCACGUACUCCGUGCACCAGUCCGCCAAAGCGCGUGACCGCAGCUACUCCCUGCUCCACUCUCACAUGGACCACCACGGACACGGCCACCACGGUCGCCACCACGAUCAUCACGUCCGCAAGCUGCACUCCCGCAACAUCAACGGCAUCCUGGUGCACCCCGAGAGCAAGGACGACCACGACAUGGACGUCAAGGAGAUCCCCAACGGGCCCCGGGGGGCACUGCCCACGCACAAAAGCUCCAAAGUGCGGCGGCAGGAAGGCAUCUCCCGCUUCUACGUCAUCCAGGUGGUGUUCCGCAACGCCCUGGAGAUCGGCUUCUUGGCCGGCCAGUACUUCCUGUACGGCUUCAACGUGCCGGGGAUGUUCGAGUGCGACCGGUACCCCUGCGUGAAGGAGGUGGAGUGCUAUGUGUCUCGUCCGACGGAAAAAACUGUCUUCCUGGUCUUUAUGUUCGCCGUCAGCGGCAUAUGCGUGCUGCUCAACCUGGCCGAGCUCAACCACCUUGGAUGGAGGAAGAUAAAGACGGCCAUGCGGGGCGUGCAGGCCCGGAGGAAGUCCAUCUGCGAAGUGCGCAAGAAGGACGUCUCACACCUGUCCCAGGCCCCAAACCUGGGCAGGACCCAGUCCAGUGAGUCAGCGUAUGUCUGACAGAGGCUUCUCCGCCUGGGAGCUCGAGGACCUUUGAAACUUUGGACCAGAGCUUUUCCCGGGCCUGCUCAAUAGGACACAGGACUGGCUACUGAACCCGUACUGGUCAAGAGCACAGACUCUGGGUAGUCCCAACAAAACAACAUUUCACCCAAAAGAGUUUUUGACACCCUAAGACAAAAAAAAAAAAAACAGAACCAACCGCGAAAACUUGUUCGUCCAGUUUUCUGACCUCUGACCUCUCCCUGGGUGACACUCGGUGCUUUCAGAGAGACUAACACUGAAACUGAGCAUUUACAAAUAACACUAAGAUACUGUAAAGCUAGACUGAGGUUGAAAAAGUUCUUUCUUAGUUGCCUUUGCUGUAGGUCAGGAAAAAAAAAAGAUGAUGUAAUUUUUUUCCAUAUGUGCAUAUGCAAGAGCUUACGCGAGUGCUUGCAUGCAUGCACACGCAGGAGAGUGUGUGCGCAUGCGCGAGCGUGUGUGUGUGUGUGUGUGUGGGCGUGUAUGAGAAACUGAAUGCUAAAUUAUUCUGAAUUACUGAACGUAAGAUAGUUAUUUCUCAUUGUUGGAGAAUAUUCACUUGAUGGAUAAAUAAGCACCUUUUUUCUUAAACGAGCACCAGAAUGAUCCGUGUGAACUGGAACACAGUAUUUGUGUUGGAUUGUUGUUGUCGCUGCAGGAUUUUUGUUUUUUGGGGGGAAAAAAAGAAAAAAAAAAAGAAAUGUCACACUUCUUUAUGUGCUUCGAUGGAUCAGAUGCCACAAAGGAAACGGACUGACGAUGAGUUUUAUUUGCUACACUGUGUCGGUGCUCUCCGUUGCUCCUGGUGCCUCCGAGGCACCAGAACCGAAAACCUACGCCAGGAUCCUUACGUUAGCUUGUAAAAUGCUCUUGCUGCCGAGGGCUUAUGAAUGGAGUUACACGCAGAACCUUUUUGAGUUAAACGGAGGAAAAAACACAAAAAUAACGUAGUCACAAAUAUUUUAAUGCAUAACCUCAAAUCUUUUUCACAAGCACAUUUGGUGCCAUAUUUCAAAGCUACUGUACAUAGAGGAAAUGUAGUAAUUACACUUAGCCUUUUCCCCCCUGUCACAUAUGGAUAGGCUACAUGUGGGCGGGGAGCAGGGGCUUUUCGGUGCUUCUGAAAAUUAACCAUAGAUUGCAGCUUUAACAAUAUUUAGCAUUAAUGUGCUCUUUGUUAUGCCUUCAAUUCCCCCUCCCCUCUAACGGAGACAAUGUCCCACAAAGUGUUUUAUUUAUUAUUUUCUUCCUUCCUUCUUCGGACUUUGAAAAAGGCAUGUUACAGAAGCAUUAAUAGAAUGGAAUAGAAUAUGACAUGUAACUUAAAAAGAGACUGUUUUAUUUAUUUGCAUCCUGCUCCUGUGAAAUGUAAUAUUCAGCAUGCAUGAAGAUGAAAAAUAUAAAGAGACACGGCAAGGGAAUCUCGUUUUAUGGGGAACACUGAAAGCAGAAAAUCGGAAAGGCGCCUCAACUGCAGCAAUAAUAGACUAUAACAUGUGAAAAAGAAAUAUGUGAAUAAAUGAUUAUGCAGCGAU